Ipomoea nil (Japanese morning glory) is the source of this 5118-nucleotide messenger RNA. Its product is annotated as ABC transporter B family member 20-like. The transcript has 11 exons. Gene Ontology annotation, biological process: transmembrane transport. Gene Ontology annotation, molecular function: ATP binding; ABC-type transporter activity; ATP hydrolysis activity. Bases 549 to 4748 code for a protein of 1399 amino acids. The record is from RefSeq and is a predicted model, not a curated record. NCBI's taxonomy places the organism in Eukaryota, Viridiplantae, Streptophyta, Magnoliopsida, Solanales, Convolvulaceae. Gene Ontology annotation, cellular component: membrane.
AUAUUCAGUGUAAACCACAGCUGUAUAUCACUUGUCAGCUAAAAAGCACUUUUUUCCAAGCUCGAGAGCUCCGAUGACCGAUGUCUAUUCCAGGGAAGAAACGGCGUCGUUCGGUUACCGUUUAUAAACCAAACGUUCCAUAACAGUAACAAGCAGCAGAAUCUUGUGUGUUACCGGGUCAACUCAACUCCCUCCCCCUCCGCCAUUUUUGACUGAGUCAAUCUCGCUCCCUCCCCACCGCUCCGAGUCGACUCAGUUAUGCUAUUUCUUAUUACAUUAUACAUACCAAAUUUGUUUACGGUAUGCGGUGUUGAAACAGCGACACAUCAUAGUUCAGCUCAUUUCAGCUUCAAACGCAUAGGAUCUGAAUCAAAUCCGUGUUCGAGUUCCACUUCACUACUUCAGCAGUUGGAUAGUCCGAAAAUGCCGGCUUAUCUAGGGUUUUGAAGCAGCGGUUUAGCCAGGGUUUUUGAAUUUUUGUUUUUGUUUUUUGAUUUGUGAUAUAUCUCAGUUGUACAGUUAGUGUUUGUGCUUGCGAAGAGCCGAAGAUGAUGGUAUCGAGGGGAUUGUUUGGGUGGUCGCCGCCGCACAUACAACCGUUGACUCCUGUGUCGGAGGUUUCGGAGCCGCCGGAGUCUCCGUCCCCGUACAUGGACAAUGGCGGCGAUGUGCUCCCGCCUGAGAUGGAGGAGGAGAUUGAGGAUGAGGUUGAGGAGAUCGAGCCACCGCCGGCUGCUGUGCCGUUCUCCAAGCUGUUUAUUUGUGCUGAUCGCCUGGAUUGGUUUCUCAUGGCGGUUGGAUCACUUGCGGCAGCUGCCCACGGCACCGCGCUGGUAGUUUACUUGCAUUACUUUGCAAAAAUUAUUCAGUUGCUCACGCACGGUUCAGAGCCCCCUGAUAAGUUGUUCGACAGAUUCACUGAGCUUUCUUUGACCAUUGUUUAUAUUGCUGCUGGAGUUUUUGUUGCUGGUUGGAUAGAGGUAUCAUGUUGGAUUCUUACUGGAGAACGACAGACUGCUGUAAUAAGAUCAAAAUAUGUUGAAGUAUUACUGAACCAAGACAUGAGCUUUUUUGAUACCUAUGGAAACAAUGGUGAUAUUGUGAGCCAAGUAUUAAGUGAUGUGCUGCUUAUUCAAUCAGCUCUUAGUGAAAAAGUGGGGAACUAUAUCCACAAUAUGGCCACAUUUUUCAGUGGUCUUGUGAUUGGAUUUGUUAACUGUUGGCAAAUUGCACUCAUAACUUUAGGUACUGGUCCGUUCAUUGUUGCAGCAGGAGGAAUAUCAAAUAUAUUUUUACACAGACUUGCAGAGAACAUCCAAGAUGCAUAUGCAGAAGCUGCUAGUAUUGCAGAGCAGGCAGUCUCUUAUAUUAGGACAUUAUAUGCAUUCACAAAUGAAACAUUGGCAAAAUAUUCAUAUGCAUUAUCUCUGCAAGCUUCAUUGAGGUAUGGUAUACUGAUAAGUCUGGUCCAAGGACUUGGACUUGGUUUUACAUAUGGGCUUGCAAUUUGUUCCUGUGCAUUGCAACUGUGGGUUGGAAGAAUCCUGGUCAUUAAUGGGAAAGCUCAUGGUGGUGAAAUUGUUACGGCCCUUUUUGCUGUUAUGUUAAGUGGCCUUGGGCUAAAUCAGGCAGCAACGAACUUCUAUUCAUUUGAACAAGGAAGAAUUGCCGCAUACAGACUUUUCGAGAUGAUAAGCCGUUCAUCCUCCAGUGUUAAUAAUGACGGAAUUACCCUUGCUUCUGUGCAAGGAAAUAUUGAGUUCCGAAAUGUGUACUUUAGUUAUCUCUCUCGUCCUGAAAUUCCUAUCUUGAGUGGAUUUUACCUCAGUGUGCCAUCAAAGAAGGCUGUUGCACUUGUUGGCAGAAAUGGGUCUGGCAAAAGUAGUAUCAUUCCACUUAUGGAGCGGUUUUAUGAUCCUACAUUAGGAGAAGUCCUUUUAGAUGGGGAAAAUAUAAAAAAUCUAAAGCUGGAAUGGCUCAGAAACCAAAUUGGUUUAGUAACCCAGGAGCCUGCCUUGUUAAGUUUGAGCAUCAGAGAUAAUAUUGCAUAUGGACGCGAUGCUACUUUUGAUCAAAUUGAGGAAGCUGCUAAAAUAGCUCAUGCUCAUACAUUUAUUAGCUCACUUGAGAGAGGAUAUGACACUCAGGUGGGCAGAGCUGGUCUAGCAUUGACUGAAGAGCAAAAAAUAAAGCUUUCUAUUGCUAGGGCUGUUCUUUCCAAUCCAUCUAUCCUUCUCCUUGAUGAGGUUACUGGUGGACUUGAUUUUGAAGCUGAAAGAUCUGUUCAGGAAGCUCUGGAUCUUCUCAUGUUAGGCCGAUCUACUAUCAUUAUAGCAAGACGGCUUAGUCUAAUCAGGAAUGCUGACUACAUUGCUGUAAUGGAGGAAGGUCAACUGGUUGAAAUGGGUACACAUGAUGAACUGAUAACAUUAGAUGGCCUCUAUGCUGAACUUCUUAAAUGUGAAGAAGCUGCAAAACUUCCACGCAGGAUGCCAAUGAGAAAUUACAAGGAGAUUGCAGCUUUCCAAAUUGAAGAUUCUUCAGCAAGUCACAGUGUCCAAGAACCUUCAUCCCCUAGAAUGAUCAAGUCACCAUCUCUUCAAAGGACUUCUGUGCUCCAUACAUUUCGAACUUCUGAUGCUACAUUUAAUUCACUAGAAUCUCCCCACAAUCUGAGUCCUCCACCAGAGCUGAUGGUUGAAAAUGGCAUGACCUUAGAUGGAACAACUAAGGAGCCAUCUAUAAAAAGGCAGGAUAGUUUUGAAAUGAAACUCCCAGAGUUACCUAAGAUUGAUGUUCAUUCUGCACAUCGUCUAAAGUCCAGUUCUGACCCUGAAUCACCUGUCUCUCCACUCUUGACAUCUGAUCCAAAAAACGAACGUUCUCAUUCACAGACCUUUAGUCGACCACAUAAUGAGUUUUAUGAUGCACCUCUGAAUACGAGAGAAACAAAGGACACACAACAUCGAGAGCCACCAUCAUGCUGGAGGCUUGUUGAACUUAGCCUUGCCGAGUGGCUUUAUGCUGUUUUAGGGAGCACAGGCGCUGCAGUAUUUGGUUCUUUUAAUCCUCUGCUUGCUUAUGUCAUUGCACUUAUUGUAACAGCAUAUUAUAGAAUCGAUGAUGAACAUCAUUUAGAACGUGAAGUAGACAAGUGGUGCUUAAUCAUUGCCGGCAUGGGAAUUGUGACGGUAGUUGCCAACUUUUUGCAGCACUUUUAUUUUGGUAUAAUGGGAGAGAAAAUGACGGAACGUGUUAGGAGGAUGAUGUUUUCAGCAAUGCUUCGAAAUGAAGUUGGAUGGUUUGAUGAAGAGGAAAAUAGUGCAGAUAACCUGUCUAUGCGAUUGGCAAAUGAUGCUACCUUUGUCCGUGCUGCUUUCAGCAAUCGCCUUUCCAUUUUAAUUCAAGACGGUGCAGCUGUGGUUGUUGCUGUUCUUAUUGGGAUGAUUCUGCAGUGGCGGUUGGCACUCGUAGCGUUAGCUACUCUUCCAGUUCUCGUCAUUUCAGCAAUAGCACAGAAACUGUGGCUUGCUGGAUUUUCAAAGGGAAUUCAGGAGAUGCAUAGGAAGGCAUCUCUAGUCCUUGAGGAUGCUGUUAGAAAUAUCUACACAGUUGUAGCAUUUUGUGCUGGAAAUAAGGUCAUGGAGCUCUAUAGAAUGCAACUGCGGAAGAUAUUCAAGAAGAGUUUCCUCCAUGGAAUGGCCAUUGGUUUUGGUUUUGGAUUUUCACAAUUUCUCCUUUUUGGUUGCAAUGCUCUUCUCCUUUGGUACAUUGCACUUUCUGUGAAAAGGGGGCAUGUGAAUCUGCAUACAGCUCUCAAAGAAUACAUGGUAUUUUCUUUUGCAACUUUUGCUCUUGUAGAGCCUUUUGGUUUGGCUCCCUAUAUCCUGAAAAGAAGAAAAUCUCUAACAUCAGUUUUUGAGAUAAUUGACCGGGUACCACGAAUUGAGCCAGAUGAUGACUCAGCCCUGAAACCUCCUAAUGUUUAUGGUAGCAUCGAGUUAAAAAGUGUUGAUUUCUCUUAUCCAACCAGGCCAGAAAUCUUGGUUUUGAGCAAUUUCAGCCUUAAAGUCAAUGGAGGGCAAACUGUGGCAGUGGUGGGUGUUUCAGGCUCUGGAAAGAGUACUAUAAUAUCUCUGCUACAGAGAUUCUAUGAUCCAAUUGCUGGUCAGGUUUUACUAGAUAGCCGAGAUUUAAAAUCAUACAACUUGCGGUGGUUGAGAAACCACUUAGGUCUUGUCCAACAGGAACCAAUUGUAUUCUCAACUACCAUCAGGGAAAACAUAAUAUAUGCGAGGCACAAUGCAAGUGAAGCUGAAAUGAAAGAGGCAGCUAGAAUAGCAAAUGCUCAUCAUUUCAUUAGCAGCUUGCCUCAUGGUUAUGAUACUCAUGUUGGGAUGCGGGGUGUAGAUCUAACUCCAGGACAGAAACAAAGAAUCGUAAUAGCUCGUGUUGUUUUGAAGAAUGCACCCAUUUUAUUGUUGGACGAAGCAAGCUCAUCUAUUGAAUCUGAGUCAAGCAGGGUGGUUCAGGAGGCUCUUGAUACUCUGAUUAUGGGAAACAAGACAACCAUCCUUAUUGCCCACCGUGCAGCAAUGAUGAGGCAUGUUGACAACAUUGUUGUUCUAAAUGGUGGGCGGAUUGUGGAAGAAGGAUCCCACGACUCACUGAUGGCAAAAAACGGUUUGUAUGUCCGCUUGAUGCAACCUCACUUCGGGAAAGGAUUGCGUCAGCAUAGACUCAUUUAAGUUGGAUUGUAAAUGGUCUUUAGCAAUAGUGAUGGGUUUCUUCCACGCCUCUACCAAAGCCUCACUUUCUUUAAAGUGCUGGAGUCCUCAAAAGCUUUAAGACAGUCCCCUUGGACUGGGUGUAUAACAAAAAUGACAAAGCUCUCUGGCACCUGCUUCAGUGUCGUGAUUGUGAUUUGCUCAAAGGUAUGAAAACUGGGGUUAAGAAGAGGAUUUUGUAUCAAUUAGUUAGCUCACUUAAAGUAGAAAUUCAGGAUUAGAAUCAUAUUCUUUUGGAGGCAGGAAUUGAGUCCCAGACUAGGAACUGAAUCCCUGUCUCUUUGAAUGGUAUAUUGAUUUGUUAAUUACAGAAUGGAUCUAGCUUCUCUUA